Messenger RNA from Biomphalaria glabrata, 1305 nucleotides. Its product is annotated as mucin-2-like. Bases 1 to 1305 code for a protein of 434 amino acids. NCBI's taxonomy places the organism in Eukaryota, Metazoa, Mollusca, Gastropoda, Planorbidae. The transcript is spliced from 2 exons. The record is from RefSeq and is a predicted model, not a curated record.
AUGGUCACUCGACAGUCCAAGAGGAUGAGUGAGCAGUUGGCAAGGAAUGAACGCUUGAGUAGGCACCCAGCACCCUUGCACUCCAGCAUCACAUCACUCCAGCACCCUUGCACUCCAGCAUCACAUCACUCCAGCACCCUUGCACUCCAGCAUCACAUUACCCCAGCACCCUUGCACUCCAGCAUCACAUCACUCCAGCACCCUUGCACUCCAGCAUCACAUCACUCCAGCACCCUUGCACUCCAGCAUCACAUUACCCCAGCACCCUUGCACUCCAGCCUCACAUCACUCCAGCACCCUUGCACUCCAGCAUCACAUCACCCCAGCACCCUUGCACUCCAGCAUCACAUCACCCCAGCGCCCUUGCACUCCAGCAUCACAUCACCCCAGCACCCUUGCACUCCAGCAUCACAUCACCCCAGCGCCCUUGCACUCCAGCAUCACAUCACCCCAGCGCCCUUGCACUCCAGCAUCACAUCACCCCAGCACCCUUGCACUCCAGCAUCACAUCACCCCAGCGCCCUUGCACUCCAGCAUCACAUCACCCCAGCGCCCUUGCACUCCAGCAUCACAUCAGCCCAGCGCCCUUGCACUGCAGCAUCACAUCACCCCAGCACCCUUGCACUCCAGCAUCACAUCACCCCAGCGCCCUUGCACUCCAGCAUCACAUCACCCCAGCACCCUUGCACUCCAGCAUCACAUCACCCCAGCGCCCUUGCACUCCAGCAUCACAUCACCCCAGCGCCCUUGCACUCCAGCAUCACAUCACCCCAGCACCCUUGCACUCCAGCAUCACAUCACCCCAGCGCCCUUGCACUCCAGCAUCACAUCACCCCAGCGCCCUUGCACUCCAGCAUCACAUCACCCCAACACCCUUGCACUCCAGCAUCACAUCACCCCAGCACCCUUGCACUCCAGCAUCACAUCACCCCAGCGCCCUUGCACUCCAGCAUCACAUCACCCCAGCGCCCUUGCACUCCAGCAUCACAUCACCCCAGCGCCCUUGCACUCCAGCAUCACAUCACCCCAGCGCCCUUGCACUCCAGCAUCACAUCACCCCAGCACCCUUGCACUCCAGCAUCACAUCACCCCAGCACCCUUGCACUCCAGCAUCACAUCACCCCAGCGCCCUUGCACUCCAGCAUCACAUCACCCCAGCGCCCUUGCACUCCAGCAUCACAUCACCACAGCGCCCUUGCACUCCAGCAUCACAUCACCCCAGCACCCUUGCACUCCAGCAUCACAUCACCCCAGCGCCCCUACGACGAAAGAGAUGAAAUGAGACUUUUGACUCCAAACUUCUAA